AUGACCGUUGAAACCGAUAUCAUCCAGCCUGUAAAAGACUUUAUUCGUGAUAGCAAGUUUUUGCUGAAUCGUUGCACAAAGCCUGAUAGAAAGGAAUUUACUCAGACUGCCACUGCUUCUGCGGUUGGAUUCGUUGUUAUGGGUUUAGUGGGUUACUUCGUGAAGUUGAUCCAUAUUCCGAUCAAUAACAUCCUCAUCGGUGCCUAAAUGAAAUCACGACUGUGGGU
Blastocystis hominis is the source of this 227-nucleotide messenger RNA. RefSeq lists its product as hypothetical. NCBI's taxonomy places the organism in Eukaryota, Bigyra, Opalinata, Blastocystidae. The record is from RefSeq and is a predicted model, not a curated record. Gene Ontology annotation, cellular component: membrane; Ssh1 translocon complex. The transcript is spliced from 2 exons. Gene Ontology annotation, biological process: post-translational protein targeting to membrane, translocation; protein targeting. Gene Ontology annotation, molecular function: transmembrane protein transporter activity. Bases 1 to 207 code for a protein of 68 amino acids.